Coregonus sp. 'balchen' is the source of this 25198-nucleotide messenger RNA. The record is from the annotation of a GenBank genome assembly. NCBI's taxonomy places the organism in Eukaryota, Metazoa, Chordata, Actinopteri, Salmoniformes, Salmonidae.
GUUAGUGUCACUGCUAUGACAACAGGGAGAUGGCUUCAAGCAAGUUGAUGAGGCACACUCAAAAUGUGAUUUUUAUCUGAACUGCGAACCCCAUACGUUUACAUACAGGUUCGUCUUGUCAGAGGUAAGAGAGGCACGUUUAGAAUUUGGGAAUGUCGCUGGAAUGUUGAAACUAGACGCUUGUUAGCCUCCAAGCCAUGCACAAGCACAGCCAGCGCUAAUUAGCCAGCUAACUAGCUCGAGGUGUUUCCUGGGUGGCUAGCUUGCUACUGCUUGCUUGUUACCUAUAGAGAAUCAUGCAAGUCGUCCAGUUUAGUUUGUUUUUGUUCUGUUCAUAACAAUAGUUCAACACAUGGACAAUGCUUGCACGCAGCCCCUACUAGCUAGCUAGUUUUAUCAACAGAUUCUGCAUGUUGAUGUUGCUAACUAGAUAACGUUACUAAGGUUAGAUCUAGCUGGUUAUGUGAAAAUCAUUCUAUGCACCGCUAAUGAAAUGGAAUCUAGAGCUCUGCUGAUAUGCAUGGCACACCUGGAUAAUGUUGAAUUAUGAUGUGGUUGAUUGUCGAAUGCUGGCUGUGCUUUGCUCUCUGUUAAGUAGAUGAAAAGGGGCUGCUGAAAAGUCUUGGCCAUGAUAGUCUCGUGGGCAGGUGGUAUAAGGCUACAAGCUAUAGGCCUAUAAUAUUCCACUUGUAUAACCUUUCAAAAUCGAAAUAAUAAGGCUGUUAUUUUAGUCGUUAUAUAUGGUCUUGGUGUAGAGGGAGGGGGAUUCUCUAAUUUUCUCUCUCUCUAUGGAUUAGCUGUCCAUUCCACCUGCUCAGCAGUUGGCAAUUAGGAAAGCUGCUUGGCCCACGCCCUGAUACAAUCCCUGGUCAUGUGACUCAGCUGUCAUUGGCUAGUGUAACAGUCUUACUGUCAGUGUCACACAUAGACCACUGUCCAAACCUCCCUCUGGGUCCUGGAGUCAAAGAAACAUCAGCAUGUAGCCUAUAUAGGUCUACUGUAAGAGGUAGGCGCUAAUCCCCUACAAUAAAAGCAAAUGAUCAGUGAAUUACUAGACACACACACAAGCUAGCUUGAUAAAGCACUGCAAAUCUGAGGCUGGCACCCAUGAGGCUUAGAGUGAGUUAAAGUAGGAUUAGACAGAUCAUGCCAUAUAAGAGACUAGGUGGUAUACAUGAACGCCAACUCUUCCAAUCGUUUCAUCCUUCCAUUUGGUUCCAAGUGGGAUAGACAAACAGCAGGUAUCAGCCAUAUUGCUUUCACCUGUCCAUUAUUUUUAAAUGAAGGAGAGGAGAUGAAGAAGUGUAUCGAUGAGUGUCAGUCAGCCUGCUGGUCACGUGUGGAAGACUGAAAAGCAGUGUUAUGUGUAUGGUGUCCACUAGAGCGGCGAUAUGACCCUCUGUGUGUUUGUCUCUGUCUGUGUCUUUCUGUGUGUCUGUUUGUCUCCUCUGCAGUAGCAUGUCUCUGUUCAAGGCACGUGAUUGGUGGGCCACGGUGCUGGGCGAGGGGGAAGAGUUUGACCAGGGAUGCCUUUGUGUCGGAGAUGUGGACAACAGCGGCAGCGGACAUGGUGAGAACGUGUGGGGUCAUGUUGUGUCUGACUGCACUCUGCACUACAAAGACACUGUUCACUAAUAGACCCCAAAAAAACAAUGAGAGUGAAAGUACCCCUGGUACCAUAGUCUUAUUUACAUGCACAAAUCAGAUUUGUUCAUUGACUUGAUUUCCUGGAUCUUUAUUACCAUGUUUAAAACAUUCAAUUUGCCUUCUUGAUACAUAGCACAUACACUGAGUGUACAAAACAUUAAAAACACCUUCCUAAUAUUGAGUUGCACCCCCCCUUUUUGCCCUCAGCACAGCCUCAAUUCAUCAGGGCAUGGACUCUACAAGGUGUCGAAAGCGUUCCACAGGGAUGCUUGCCCAUGUUGACUCCAAUGCUUCCCACAGUUGUGUCAAGUUGACUGGAUGUCCUUUUGGUGGUGGACCAUUCUUUAUACACACGGGAAACUGUUGAGCGUGAAAAACCCAGCAGUGUUGCUGUUCUUGACACAAACCGGUGCGCCUGGCACCUACUACCAUACCCUGUUCAAAGGCACUUAAAUAUUUUGUCUUGCCCAUUCACACAUACACAAUCCAUGUCUCAAUGCUUCAAAAUCCUUCUUUAACCUGUCUCCUCCCCUUCAUCUACACUGAUUUGGAAUGGCUUUAACAAGUGUCAUCGAUAAGGGAUCAUAGCUUUCACCUGGAUUCACCUGGUCAGUCUGUCAUGGAAAGAGCAGCUGUUCAUAAUGAUUUGUACAAUCAGUGUACAAUGAAGGGAGCAAUAUGAGACAUUAGAAAAUACAAUGUACAAAAACAUAAGUAUGCAGUGUGUAUGUCCUCUCUCCUGUAGAUAAGAUAGUGGUGGGCAGCUACAUGGGCAUGCUGCGGAUCUUCUCCCCCCACCCUGCCAAGCCUGGAGAGCCCAGCCCGGCAGACAGCCAGCUACUGGAGAUGCAGUUCAGAGACCCCGUCAUCCAGGUUGAAGUGGGCAAGUUUGUCUCGUAAGUACCAGGGCACACGCACCUACUGCUCAAAUAGUAUGCUACACACACCUACUGCUCUGGGAUGUACAGUGAGGGAAAAAUGUAUUUGAUCCCCUGCUGAUUUUGUACGUUUGCCCACUGACAAAGACAUGAUCAGUCUAUAAUUUUAAUGGUAGGUUUAUUUGAACAGUGAGAGACAGAAUAACAACAAAAAAAUCCAGAAAAACGCAUGUCAGAAAUGUUAUAAAUUGAUUUAUAUUUUAAUGAGGGAAAUAAGUAUUUGACCCCUCUGCAAAACAUGACUUAGUACUUGGUGGCAAAACCCUUGUUGGCAAUCACAGAGGUCAGACGUUUCUUGUAUUUGGCCACCAGGUUUGCACACAUCUCAGGAGGGAUUUUGUCCCACUCCUCUUUGCAGAUCUUCUCUAAGUCAUUAAGGUUUCGAGGCUGACGUUUGGGCAACUGAAUCUUCAGCUCCCUCCACAGAUUUUCUAUGGGAUUAAGGUCUGGAGACUGGCUAGGCCACUCCAGGACCUUAAUGUGCUUCUUCUUGAGCCACUCCUUUGUUGCCUUGGCCGUGUGUUUUGGGUCAUUGUCAUGCUGGAAUACCCAUCCACGACCCAUUUUCAAUGCCCUGGCUGAGGGAAGGAGGUUCUCACCCAAGAUUUGACGGGACAUGGCGCCGUCCAUCGUCCCUUUGAUGCGGUGAAGUUGUCCUGUCCCCUUAGCAGAAAAACACCCCCAAACAUAAUGUUUCCACCUCUAUGUUUGACGGUGGGGAUGGUGUUCUUGGGGUCAUAGGCAGCAUUCCUCCUCCUCCAAACCCUGCGAGUUGAGUGCCAAAGAGCUCGAUUUUGGUCUCAUCUGACCACAACACUUUCACCCAGUUCUCCUCUGAAUCAUUCAGAUGUUCAUUGGCAAACUACAGACGGGCCUGUAUAUGUGCUUUCUUGAGCAGGGGGACCUUGCGGGCGCUGCAGGAUUUCAGCCCUUCACGGGGUAGUGUGUUACCAAUUGUUUUCUUGGUGACUAUGGUCCCAGCUGCCUUGAGAUCAUUGACAAGAUCCUCCCGUGUAGUUCUGGGCUGAUUCCUCACCGUUCUCAUGAUCAUUGCAACUCAACGAGGUGAGAUCUUGCAUGGAGCCCCAGGCCGAGGGAGAUUGACAGUUAUUUUGUGUUUCUUCCAUUUGCGAAUAAUCGCACAAACUGUUGUCACCUUCUCACCAAGCUGCUUGGCGAUGGUCCUGUAGCCCAUUCCAGCCUUGUAGACCUGUAGGUCUACAAUCUUGUCCCUGACAUCCUUGGAGAGCUCUUUGGUCUUGGCCAUGGUGGAGAGUUUGGAAUCUGAUUGAUUGAUUGCUUCUGUGGACAGGUGUCUUUUAUACAGGUAACAAGCUGAGAUUAGGAGUGUGCUCCUAAUCUCAGCUCGUUACCUGUAUAAAAGACACCUGGGAGCCAGAAAUCUUUCUGAUUGAGAGGGGGUCAAAUACUUAUUUCCCUCAUUAAAAUGCAAAUCAAUUUAUAACAUUUUUGACAUGCGUUUUUCUGGAUUUUUUUGUUGUUAUUCUAUCUCUCACUGUUUAAAUAAACCUACCAUUAAAAUUAUAGACUGAUCAUUUCUUUGUCAGUGGGCAAAUGUACAAACUCAGCAGGGGAUCAAAUACUUUUUUCCCUCACUGUAUGCUAAUGAUGCUCUCACUUACUCUUUAUUUAUUUUAUUUUACCUUUAUUUAACUAGGCAAGUCACUUAAGAACAAAUUCUUAUUUACAAUGACUGCCUACACCGGCCAAACCCGGACGACGCUGGGCGCUGUGCGCCGCCCUAUGGGACUCCCAAUCACGGCCGGUUGUGAUACAGCCUGGAAUCGAACCAGGUGGUCUGUAGUGACGCCUCAAGCACUGAAAUGCAGUGCCUUAGACCGCUGCGCCACUCGGGAGAGGGGGAACUCUAAGCAAUCACUCAGUCAUCGUGUUAAUAAUGCCUUUUCUCCUCCCCCCUCUCUGGCACUCAGAAGUGUGGCCUGGAAUUGCAGGUCAAAUGGGCAAUCAUGGCAUUAACUAAAUAUAGCCCUGCUUACAACAUGAAGUACCACCUCACGAAUGGAACUCUCUACCCUCAUUGUCCUACAUCACUGCCGAAGGACUAGAGUCACACAGGAAUGAUGAUGUCACGUGUUGGGAGUCAAUGGCUUUUCCUGUUGCUUCCUAAAUACACAUUAGUUUCAUGUACAUAAUUCAGUCAUAAGUAGGGCCAAGGGUUUCUCCUGAUCACAUGACCUUGCUGACCCUAGUCAUGACACCGUCGUGAACUCCUGACCCUAGUCAUACUGUCAGGCUGUGAAAUCCCCUGUACCACAAAGUCAAGAGGUAGUUGCUGUCACGGCGUUUGGUUAUCCACUGAAUAGACAUGAAUGGAGUUCAUGAACCUUGGCAUUGACUGUAACUUUAUUAUUGUCUGAAUCUGCUUCCAGUACAUCCUGACCACCAUGUCAUGAGUUCAGCUCUCUCCAUGUGAUUUAUCAUACCAUAUCAACCACCUAGUCUCAAACUUGGCUGGGCCCACUACUUUAGCCUAACCACCAAGUUAACGGCACAUAGUUGGAGACACCCCAGGGUCCCAUUUCAAGAUGUUGUUAAAGGAAAUUUUGUUCUCAAGGACUUUAACUUGCUAAAUACAGGUUGAGUAAAUACUCAAAUAUUUUGAACAAAAAAUGUCAAGCGCUAGACUGAAACCACCAUUGCCCCCUCUGCUCUCCCCAUGGCCAAAAGUAUUCAAGUAAGAGGAGAAAGAGGGGGAUGGGAGGAGAAAGAUGGCGAGAAAGGGAGGAAUGGUGAGGGAAGACGGGAAUGUUGGGAUAUGUCAUCACGGUGGUACAUUCCUGGGUGCACAGGGACCUCCUGGAGAGACAGGCUUCCGGGAAAAGCCGGGCACUUUUCCAAAAGCUUUUCCCACAAAGGGGAUGUAUGAGUCAAAGGAUUCCUUCAUCUGUUUGUUUGCAUUUUAUGUUACUGUAUGUUUUGGGGAAGCUGGUUUCGGUUAGCAUUUUUAAUGACCAUUGAGUGUUCCCUAAAUGGAGAAACACAUUGUAAAUAUUGUCUCUAGAGCAGUGGGGCGGGAGAUGUUGAAAUAUUUUCUAAUCGACAGUGGACGAUGUGGUUUUGAGUAAAGAAGAAAUCACCCGGCUUCGUUUUUAGUUGUUUUUCCUCUGUAAACAUUACAGCAGGGUUGACGACCGACAUGUGUUCCUCCGCAAAGCUGUAGAACACAUGUGCAAACCAUAGAUUUACAUCAAACAGAUUUGUCACUUUUUCCUAUGUGUAUUAUAUUUAUCCAUUCACAACUUGUGCUUGAAGUAGCAGUUGCCCUUAAAAUACAAAUUGAAGGCCAGGGUUGACUACAACCCCCCCCCCCCCCCCCCCCCCCCACACACACAAUCCUAGCCUUAACAUUAGUUUAUAUUUCAUUAUAUUUAUACUGAUAUACUCUUAUAUCAGUAUUGUCCUGUAUGUUUUCAUUGGCAAUUUUGGACAUCUGUUCUUCGCAGUGAUUGAAUGAUCUUCUCUGCAGGUGUUCAGAUCUUCUUCAUCUGGCUGUGCUGCACCCCAGAAAACUCUCUGUAUACUCCAUCUCAGGUAAUACCACACAUUUCAACAUUGGGUGUAAUAUGCAUGCCACACCACAUUGAUUUAGUGGACUACUACAGACUGGAAUAUGUUCCGGGAUUCAUCUGAUAACAUUGAGGAGUUUAGCACAUCUGUCACCGGUUUCAUUAAUAAGUGCAUCGACGACGUCGUCCCCACAGUGACCGUAUGUACUGUACAUAUCCCAACCAAAAGCCAUGGAUUGAUUUUUUUUUUCUCAAUUUGUCUGUCAUAGUUGACGUGUACCUAUGAUGAAAAUUACAGGCCUCUCUCAUCUUUUUAAGUGGGAGAACUUGCACAAUUGGUGGCUGACUAAAUACUUUUUUUCCCCACUGUAUGUGAGAAUGCUGUUCAUUGACUACAGCUCAGUGUUCAACAUCAUAGUGCCCACCAAGCUCAUCACUAAGCUCAGGACCCUGAGACUAAACACCUCCCUCUGCAACUGGAUCCUGGACUUCCUGACGGGCCGCCCCCAGGUGGUGAGGGUAGGUAACAACACAUCCGCUGCGCUUGCCCUCAACACGGGGCCCUUCAGGGGUGCGUGCUUAGUCCCCUCCUGUACUCCCUGUUCACCCACGACUGCGUGACCACGCACAACUCCAACACCAUCAUUACGUUUGCUGACUCUGGUAGGCCUGACGACAAUGAGACCGCCUAUAGAGAGGAGGUCAGUGACCUGGCAGUGUGGUGCCAGGACAACAACCUCUCCCUCAACGUCAGCAAGACAAAGGAGCUGAUCUUGGACUACCGGACACAGAGGGCUGAGCACGCCCACUUCCACAUCGAUGGGGCUGUAGUGGUGCGUGUCGAGAGCAUUAAGUUCCUCGGUUUCCACAUCACUCAGGAAUUAACAUGGUCCAGACACACCAACACAGUCGUGAAGAAGGCAUGACAAUGCCUCUUUCCCAUCGGGAGACUGAAAAGAUUUGGCAUAGGCCCUCAGAUCCUCAAAAAGUUAUAUAGCUACACCAUUGAGUGCAUCUUGACUUGCUGCAUCACCGCUUGGUAUGGCAACUGCUUGGCAUCCGACCGCAAGGCACUACUGAGGGUAGUGCGUACGGCCCAGUACAUCACUGGAGCCAAGCACCUUGCCAUCCAGGACCUCCAGCCACCCAAGUCACAGACUGUUUGUUCUCUCUGAUACCUUACCGCACUGCAAGCAGUACCGAUGCACCAAGUCUGGAACCAACAGGACCCUGAACCGCUUCUACCCCCCAAGCCAUAAGACUACUAAAUAGUCCAGGUAGCUAUUUGGUUAACUAUCUGCAUGACCCUCUUUGCACUAACAUUUUUUACUCAUCACAUACGCUGCUGCUACUGUUUAUUAUCUAUCCUGUUGCCUACCUCUACCUAUAUGUACAUAUCUACCUCAAUUAACUCAUACCCCUGCACAUGGACUCGGUACUGGUACUCCGUGUAUAUAGCCAAGUUAGUGUUACUCAUUGUGUAUUUAUUCCUCAGGUUAUUAUUUGUUCUAUAUUUCUCUCUGCAUUGUUGGGAAGGGCCCGUAAGUAAGCGUUUCACUGUUAGUCUACACCUGUUGUUUACGAAAGAAUGUGACAAAUAAGAUUUGAUUUGAUUUUGAUUUGAUACUAUGGCAGUUUGCUCCCGUUCUUCUAGUUCUCAUUCUGCAGAUUUAACCAUAGGACAUAGUAAUGAUAUGUGACAAUAAAUAUUAAUAUGGAGGGUCUCUCUCUCUAUGUUCUCUCUCUCUACCUCUCUCUACUGUCUCUACCGUAGGUACUGCUGGUAAUGUGGAGCAUGGGGUUCAGUAUCAGCUCAAGCGGGUCUAUGAGCACAACCUCCAGAGGACCGCCUGCAACAUGACCUAUGGAACCUUCGGAGGGGUCACAGGUAACACGUCACAGCGCCCCCAUGACCAGCUCAAACACUUCACAUGUAACAGAUAUGCAUUGACAGUUUAGUCACAUACAGUUUAGUCACACACACACUCUUUCCAUUUUUUGGGUUAAUUCACUGCCCUUUCAUUUCUAAUGACCACAGAGCUAUAAGUGUAGAAUAUGACUCAUUCUGUGUGGAGGGGAACCCUUGGUGUUCUGGUGCAGGUUUAUUUGGAUGGCAGUGACUGGAUCAGUGUGUGCAUGGGUGUGUGUAUGCAUGUGCACACGUGUGGGUGUGUGGGUGUAUUUGUAUGUGUAGUAAGUUAGGUUGUGUGUGUCCUUUUAAAGGUUGUGUCAGGUCAACUACAGAAGCUUUCUUUUAGCCUGCCACGAACACACUCCUGAAAUCUGGACCCAAGCCACAGACAAGAGACAACAGGCAAUUCAUUAAUGGGAGAGCACAUGUAUCCAAACACGUGCUCCCCUGAACACACACACACACACACACACACACACACCUCAACAAUAUAACCCUUAUUUUAUUAUUGGUCUUCCCAUGUCUAAAAGGACUUCAGUUAAACGCUGGUCUGGUUUGUGUGCAUGCACGUGUGUGUGAGGAGACUUGGAGAUGUUUAGGAAGGGAGUCGUUGUGUUUCUCCUCCUUCUCUUUCUUACUCUUGAGUCACUCACUCUCUCACUCACACACACACACUCUCAGUAUAGUCGUGUCUCUCUGUGCCUCUCCUGUCAGUGUAGAGAGAGAGUGGAUUACAAUGAGGUUCCUAUAAAUAAGAGGCUAAGAGGAUCUCAACUCUAAUCCUGCUCCAGGGUUACACUACCACACAUCGCCACCGGGGAGCAGCACAGCCUGUGGAAUCAGCUCCUACACACCAGUACACACUUGUCAUCUGAGAGAGUGUAUUCAUCUGAAAUGAGUGUGUGUAUCUGUUUGUCUGUGUGUGUGUUUUCUGUGUGCAUGAGUGUGUGUACACAUCCAAAUGUGAGCACCCAUAAUAGUUCCCGACCAUAGAAUGACUGUAGGCGCUGUAAUAGCAGUGUUGUACUAAUACAGCCCUAAUGGCUGGGCUGGGCUGGGUUUGGGUCCGAAUCGGGCCACACACACACAGCGUAGGCCAUUCUAAGCAACACCUGGCCCACACCCCAGCCCAACACUACCCAGAACCCAGGCCCAAAGAACCACUGAACUGCUCUGCUCUGUCCUGCCAGCCUCUGUGCUUUGUCCUUGGGGCAAAACCUGUAUAACAGCAUGUUCUAUUAAUGCUAUUAGUAUGGGGUGGUUUCCUCUAUAUGUCUCUGCUAAGGUUAGAAGUGCUGUACUAAUGGUUUACAGAGCUAGAAGAGCAGUUUUUUGAUAUCUUUAGUAUGGGCGUAGACCCACACACAAGCGUGAGAGAAGACACACGCAUACAUGCACACACACCAUACAUGUGCACACACACACACACACACACACACACACGGCGGGGUAAUUGUGUGAGAGGCCUUGUCCUUCAGUGUUUUACUGACCUCCCAACCUGAGCCCAGCUCACCAAAUGGGGAUGACCAGAAUAGCUGGUGACGCACACACCCACACGUGUUUAUUAAUGUGUAUCUGCUCUGUAGGUGGUACUCCCUGACCCCUUGUUGAUGUGAGUGUGAUUUUUAAUAGCGCGUAGAGGCCUAAUUAUAGUUAUCUGGUCUCACAACCACUCUGUUUUAUGGCUCAUUGUGUGUGUGUGUGUGUGUGUGUGUGUGUGUACUCAGCCUUCUCAGAUUUUCUCUGCCAUAAAACUCAGUGGGCCAUUCCAAGCACUCCACACACACACACUCACACACUCAGGGAACACAGACCUAAAGCUGUGUAAGGCUGCUGUGAACAGACCUGCUCAGUCCAAGAGGUGUUAAUGGACAUAUCAGAUUCAGCGGAAGACAAAUUAGCAGCUAACCCACCACUACAACACAACAUAGCAGAGCAGCUAACCCACACCACUACAACACAACAUAGCAGAGUAGCUAACCCACCACUACAACACAACAUAGCAGAGCAGCUAACCCACCACUACAACACAACAUAGCAGAGUAGCUAACCCACCACUACAACACAACAUAGCAGAGCAGCUAACCCACCACUACAACACAACAUAGCAGAGCAGCUAACCCACCACUACAACACAACAUAGCAGAGCAGCUAACCCACCACUACAGCACAACAUAGCAGAGCAGCUAACCCACCACUACAGCACAACAUAGCAGAGCUGCUAACCCACCACUACAGCACAACAUAGCAGAGCAGCUAAACCACCACUACAGCACAACAUGUCAAGCAGAACUGUAGGUUACAUUUUUCCACAGAACGUAUAACAUUAUACAAGUCAUUUAGUCAGGCAGCAUUCAGGUCUAUGUUCUGUUAUUGUGUGUACUUUUCUGUGAUUCCGUGAUGCCAGUAUGAUUCCACCAGGUUGUCAUGUGUUAAUGUCCUAACCCUGUGUGUUGAAUUAACGUUUAUUCAACACUCCUGUAACGUUUGUCUUUUGUUCUUUCCCUUCAGACCACCACUCUCUGUGUAUCCAGUCCAUGGACGGCAUGCUGAUGUUCUUUGAGCAGGAGAGUUACUCAUUUGGCCGUUUCCUCCCUGGCUUCCUCCUGCCUGGCCCUCUGUGUUACUGCUCCCGCACUGACACCUUCCUCACUGUGUCCUCAGUACGACAGGUUGAGAGCUACAGGUACACACACACGCUGCAAAACACACACGCACACGCUGCAAAACACACACGCACACGCUGCAAAACACACACACACCGCUGCAAAACACACACACACGCUGCCAAAACACACACACACACGGCUGCAAAACACACACCACGCUGCAAAACACACACACACACGCUGCAAAACACACACACGCUGCAAAACCACACACGCUUGCAAAACACACACACACGCUGCAAAACACACCACACGCUGCAAAACACACACACGUGCAAAAACACACCACACGCUGCAAAACACACGCUGCAAAACACACACACACUGCAAAACACACACACACACACACUGCAAAACACACACACGCUGCAAAACACACACACACGCUGCAAAACACACACAACACACACGCUGCAAAACCCACACACACACACACGCUGCAAAACACACACACACACACGCUGCAAAACACACACAUGCUGCAAAAACACACACACACGCUGCAAAACACAAAACACACUGCAAAACACAAACACACACUGCAAAACACAAACACACACUGCAAAACACACACACACACGCUGCAACACACACACACACACACACACGCAUGCCAACACACACACACACCACACGCUGCCAAAACCAACACAACACGCUGCAAAAAACACACACACAUACACGCUGCAAAACACACACGCUGCAAAACACACACACACACACACACACACACACGCUGCAAAACACACACAACACACACGCUGCAAAACACACACACACACCUCCUCAGGGGAAAGUAAGUGAAUGAAAAAGUGAGUGUGAGUGAAGAAGUGUACUCGUCGCCUCUGAAGGCUGUCUGCCUGCCUGCUACUCCACACUAGAUCUUUAAAUACAUCUGUGGUGCAGCAGACGGGAGGCCAUUUUCUAGUCCUCCUAACACCACAAACCACUGCACCAUCUUUAAAUAAUAGGGGAGAGUGUUCUGUGUGUGUGUGCUUGUCUUUGCGUGUGUGUGCUUGUCUUUGCGUGUGUGUGUGUGUGUGUGUGUGUGUAAAUCGUGUAUAGGGGAUACUGCAGAUUAUUGCCACAGCUGAGUCUGGUUAUCCCCGGUGCUAAGUUAACAUUUUCACGUCCUAAUGAAAUUUCCACUCAUUGAUCUCCACAGCUCCUCAUGUAAGCCAUAUCUUUAUUUUCCUCUACUUUGGCCACUCAUCGCCCCGCCACAAUAAUCACAGUUCCCUUCCUCUACAAACACACACCGGGAUUUUCCUUUUUGACGCUCCUGCUAAAACCGGAGGGAAAUUGGGGAAAGGCGGAAGUGUGUGUGUGUGUGUUUUGGUGUGUGAAACCCGGCCUUCCAGCUGUUUGUUAUCCCAGAUUUCUCCGAUAUCAAGAGCUUCCCCAGACGAGAUAUCAAUGCGGAAACGCUGACACCCUCCUCCCUCUCCUCAAUUCUCAGACUGUAUAUAUGAAUUCUAAUAAAAAUGAUUCUGCCAAGGAUGGAGCGCUCUAUGGCCCCAGUUAACACUUGGCUGUGUCUAGACUUGGUCUCUGGGGCUAGAAUUCCACUUUCUGAUCAAAUCUACAAUCAAAAGGCAAGAAAACUGUAGAUACAAAGAGAGCUACAUUUGGUCAUGAAAAUCCUGCAUGUUAGUUAGAAAUAGCCUUGCUCUGAGUGUCAUACUACAUAAUAUCAGUCAGCUAGUGGAACUGUUCCGCUCCCUUGGUUUGUUUAGCCAGUAAUGUUGAUUUUCUCUCCGCUUGAGGGUUGAUGAAUGAGGGUUUGAUUUUGUGUGUGUGUAUCAGGGCAGUAUUGGGUAGAUAUCCUCUUUCAUAUAAAUGACUGGGCUGUUUCCUCUGGCUGUAGACGUCCCACGCUGGCUGCUGAGUGACACACACACACACACACACACACACACAUCCCAGUCCUUCAUCUAGCCUCCAUGCCCGGCUUCACACACUCACUCUGUCUCUCUCUGGGCGGUCUGAGACACAGCGACACUCUUCUGUCUAACCUGGAGAGGUUGACUGGGUUUGUGUGGAUUGCACUGGUUAAAUGUGAGCCUCAUGUGUGGUGUGUGUUGGUAGUGUGUUCAUGCGCACACACGAUCAUACAUUUUGUACACACAACCGUGCAUGCAUAUUAUGCACAUAUUUCUACUCAUGUAAACACACACACACCUUCCCUGCUCCCCUGGGCUGGCCUGAGCUGUGGAACUCUGAAUGUGUGUGUGCAUGCUGGUGAAUAAUACAUUCUUCAAGGUUUGGACUCUAUCAUCACACACACACACACACACACACACACACACACACACACACACACACACACAGUCACACACUUUGUGAUUCUAUGUGUUAGAUCUCAUUCACACUAGCGCAUUCACCAACAGACCUGACCAUAGUACUCUGGCCUUAAAAGGCCUUGGCUAGAUGGUGCCAAUCUCUCCCAUCCAUUUAGGAUUGAGCCCUGCAGAUUUCUUAUAGCUGAUAAGAAGUAAUGUAAGAAUGCAAACCAAAGUGCACUUCAACACUUCUUCGAUGUGCAUUUGUCAGGAGUGUACUCUAUUGCUAUACCUCUGCAACCAGGGACGGCAAACUAGGUCCUGUUUCCUCUUCCUCCACCUUCCUCCUUGGCCCUGCUUGCUGUUGUCUUUGGACAUUUUCAUUCCUCCAUUCCUUUCUCAGAGAGCAAGAGAAAGUGACUUUCUCCCUGACAGAGCAAAUAGUCUCCUGUCGUUUACAGCUCCACAAACAUCAGGGCUUAGCAGGUUCUGAUUUCCCUUCCGUUCCCCGCUCCUCCGCACACUCCACUGGCUUCCAGUUGAAGCUCGCAUCUGUUACAAGACCAUGGUGCUUGCCUACGGAGCUGUGAGGGGAACGGCACCUCCGUACCUUCAGGCUCUGAUCAGUCCCUUCACCUAAACGAGGGCAUUGCGUUCAUCCACCUCUGGCCUGCUGGCCCCCCUACCUCUGCGGAAGCACAGUUCCCGCUCAGCCCAGUCAAAACUGUUCGCUGCUCUGGCACCCCAAUGGUGGAACAAGCUCCCUCACGACGCCAGGACAGCGGAGUCACUCACCACCUUCCGGAGACACUUGAAACCCCACCUCUUUAAGGAAUACCUGGGAUAGUAUAAAGUAAUCCUUCUACCCCACCCCCACAAAAAAAAUAAAAAAAUAAAAAUAAAUUAUUGUAAAGUGGUUAUCCCACUGGCUAUAAGGUGAAUGCACCAAUUUGUAAGUCGCUCUGGAUAAGAGUGUCUGCUAAAUGACGUAAAUGUAAAAUGUAAUAUAAUUAUCUGAUUCUUAGCAGCUUUUCCUUCUCCCGCUCCCUCCCGAGGGGCCAGGUGACUGUGUGUGUGUGUGAGAUGUCUGUAGCUACUAUAGCCAGCUCCAGCCUUUUACUGGAAAUCAGAUUGUAUGAAUGCCAUACUGCUAGAGUACUGUAGACUGACUCCAGAUCAGUAUCUUGAAACUGCUAUUAAUAAAGCCAUUGUUUGAGAAUGUAAAAGCAUGAUGCUAGCUAACUAGCGUAUCUGGAUAAUGGUUUGUGGCAUUCACUUCAGUUGUCAUAACACAGAUGGAUGUCUGUUAUGUCAUUAUUAUGACAGUGGGGCUUCUGACAGAGGGUCCAGCUGAAGUGUUUCUGAAGUGUUACCACUGGGAACAUUGUGUAUCUAAACUGAAGUGUUCCCAGUGAGAACAGUGUGUGUGUGUGUGUGCGUGCGUGCGUGCGUGUGCGUGCGUGCGUGCGUGCGUGCGUGCCUAAACUGAAGUGUUCCUAACCCAGGUAUGAGACGCUGGCAGUGGCCACAGACGCAGAGACCAGACAGGAUGCUGAGCAGCAUAGCAAAACUGCAGGGAAGAGACUGACGGUGAGAAGAGAACUUCCUGCCUCUCUCUCUGUGUGUGUGUGUGUGUGUGUGUGUGUGUGUGUAACCCUGUGUGUGUGUCCCCCUCAGGCUGAGUGGACCCUGGUCCUGGGGGAGCAGGCCUUGGACCUCUGUGUCCCCUCCUUCUCUCCGUCCUCGUCCUCCAUCUUUGUUUGCGGCGAGAGGAACCUGUACUGCCUCAAAGACAACGGGCAUAUCCGCUUCAUGAAGAAACUGGAGUACAACCCCAGCUGCUUCCUCCCCUAUUCCUCAGGUAAUGGGACAGCCCUAGUGCUUCCUCACAUAACAGACUGCUCUACUGCUUGAUAUCAUUAGCUUAUAUACUGCUUGAUAUCAGAUGCACUAUUUGUAGGACAUAUUUUAGGACAUAGUAGAUACCCAUCCAAUCGAAUGGUUUCCUCCAUAUUAUUUUGCGGAAUAUUUUUGCUGACUCUUCUAUCCAGUCUUUGUUUUAGGUCUGCCAUGUGGAUACUGGUCUAACAAAUAUUUCUAGUGGUGAUAAGACAUUCCCCAUUCCUGUCCAGUGUGCGUGGCGGUAGCAGAAUGAGUGUUUGUCCGUGAGCUCAGGUUCAUCUGAUAGGGAGUCUCUCGGCUCCUGGGUUUUGUUUGAGGGACCGGAGUCCUGACUGACUCCCAGCAUACCACUCCAACCAGAGGAAGUAGGAAAUAUCACAGAGCAAGGCAUGCUCUAAUCUGAUCCAUAUUUAGCAUAUGUAGCACCUCGAACACGCAACACACAGCACCGUCACCUGCAUAAGCACACGCACAUACACAGCAUGUUCUGCUGGCGGAAUGCCCUGUAGAUCAGGGGUCUGCGUGUUGCAUGUUUAUUCCACUAUCGCAGGACCCACUUAUGGGUUCCAGCCAACACACCUCUCUCCAGCUGAGCUCAGUUACAGGUAACUGCCAAAAUAAAGGAAACACCAACAUAAAGUGUCUUAGUAGGGUGUAGGAGCCACCAUGAGCUGCCAGAACGCGCCUUGUCAUAGAUUCUACAAGUGUCUGGAACUCUAUUGUAGGGAUGUGACACCAUUCUUCCAUGAGAAAUUCCAUAAUUUGGUGUUUUGUUGAUGGUGGUGGAAAACGCUGUCUCUGGCGGCGCUCCAGAAUCUCUCAUAAGUGUUCAAUUGGGUUGAGAUCUGGUGACUGAGAGAGACACACCCCCUUUAAAACCCCUAUGCUCCUUUUGAGACCCCUCUUUCAAAGUCACUGAGAUCUUUUCUUUUAGCCAUGUUAGCCAAAAUAAUGGGCAACUGGGAAUUUUUAUACAUGACCCUGAGCAUGAUGGGAUGUUAAUUGCUUAAUUAACUCAGGAAACACCUGUGUGGAAGCGCCUGCUUUCAAUAUACUUUGUAUCCCUCAUUUACUCAAGUGUUUCCUUUAUUUUGGGAGUUAACUGUAUAUACAUGGAGAGAGGGAUGCAAUGGAAGGAGAGCAGGAGAGAAAGAAAAGGGUGAGGGAGCAGGGAGGAAAUAGGUGAGAGAAAGGAGGGAGGAAAGGAAGGAGAGAGGGAUGGAGGAGGAAGAGUAGAAGCAGGGUGGCUGAGAGAGAUUUUGAAAAAAUAUAUUAAAAACAAUUUCAACCAGAGACACCUGCUAUUCCUCAUUGAGGUGUGUUUGACCUGUGAGCACCAUUUCCUCUGGUACACACACACCCUUACUUCACACUAUUCCCAUUCCAUUUGCAUCGUUCCUCUAUAAAGGCCAGGAUCCCAGGUGACAACGAUCACAGUCCUCGAUAGUUUUCUCUGGUUGUUUUUUCAACAGCCACCCGGACAGUAUGGAAAAUGACUUCCCGCUAUUGUAAUUUGCUACGGUUGGGUUUUCAAUACAGAGAGAGUGAGAGGAACUUUCCGGGCUGCUGACUUUUACAUUGUUUUGGCUGGAACUUUAGCGGUUUACCGGCCCGCUCCCAAUAUUUCACAGGUUUCCCCCUCUGGCCCUCCGCUAUGCAGCUGCCUUUUUUGGCUCACGUUCUCCUUUUUUCUCUCUCCCUCCCCUCUCUCUCAUCCUCUGUUUCUCCCUCAAGGAGUGAUAAUACAGCCACUUAACCCCAGAAUUGAUAAUAAUCACUUAUAAUUAGUGUACACACAUACACCUCUGGGUAAGGUGUGUUCAGGGAAACCAUUGCCACAUGUCUGUCUGAUACACAGCUAUUAAUACAGUGCCUGGCCACAGUGGCAGAACAGAACGAACCAGGAAGAGCGAAAGAGGAGGAAAAACAAGUGCAGCUAUAUGUAGUGGAUGGAGGGAGUCCUCUAAGUCCUUCUCUUUGAGAGUUGAGAGAAGGGCAAUGUGAGCUUUGAAGUGGCACAGAGGUCAAAUAUAAGCUAGCUGUCAUUUUGGCCUUGCCCGCCCCUGCCCUCUAUCCCAGUGAGGUUGGCUAGGCGUGUGUUGCGUGUGCCUCUCAGAUCUCCCAUGGUGGCAGUCACGCUAAAUGCUGGACAGUGUGCCAGGAAGUGUGUGUGUGUGAGGACAAACCAAAAGGCGUUUUCAUGCUAGACCAUUUCAGGUCAACCCGGGGUUUAACCAUGUGUGUGUGCUCACACAUGAAUAUUCUUCUACCUCAAAGACACAUCCUCACCCCAGAACUCAUUUGUAAUGACUUGAGAUCUUUUUGCUUUCUAAAUAGUUCAAUAUUAAUUGAAGGUUUGUUGUUAUUUAUGGACUGGCUUCUAGCCUGCCAAAGCAACUCCGAGCAAAUCGACAUCCCAUUGAUGACUGAUGGAUGGAAGGACUGUAUUUAUACAGCACUUUUCUUUCGGUUUCAUGCAUCUCCUGUGACUGUAUCUAACCUCUGACCCCUCCUUCUCUUCCCAGUGUCUGAAGGCACCACCAACACCCUGGUCGGUAACCAUAACAACAUGCUGCUGGUGUACCAGGAUGUGACGUUGAAGUGGGCCGCCCAGCUCUCCUGUUCCCCCGUGGCUGUCAGGCUCGCCAACUUCCUGUGAGUACCCCCCCCCCCCCCCCCCCCUCACUCGUUACCAUGGCACCUGCUGCUGCUAUGUUUGGUGUGUUGGUGUUGCCAUGAUUAUAGUGGUUGUGUACGGUAACCAGGAUUGGAUCAAUUCCAUUCUGUCAAUUUAGGAAAUGAAAUUCAAAAGCCAACCCCCACAUUUAACAAAAGAAGUAGUAAGUAGUAAGGUAGUAGCUUUUCCAUUCAUGAAUUCCCACUCAUCUCUUCAAUUUACUUAUUUGAAAUGGACCCCAAAGUUGAUGGUAACUUUACGCAGAUACACUUAAACACACAGUGUGUGCUCAGAUUCCACUGAUCUGAUAAGGUAACAGAUACCUCUGUAGGCCUUUACCUGGGGACGGGGGGAUGAAAGGAGGAGAGGAGAGUGAGACUCUAAAUGGAGGGGGAGGGAUGGAAGCUCUCAGAUGGAGCUCCAUUCCUGUGCUUCAGUGGUGAGUGUCCCUGUGUGUGUCUCUGUAGCGCUGCUGUGUUGGCUCCGUUCUAAAGAGCCCUUCUGUCAGCACCCACUAGAUGAGCCUUUCUCUGGGUCCUCCCAGAACACACACACACACACACACACACACACACACACAUUUGCAUAGCGCACACAGUUACACACUCAUCCUCCACACAACCUUACAGAACACAUUCUACAUAGGACAUACAUGUAUACAUGUAGCCACCGUUCUCUCUCUCACUCUGUUGAGCGCUACUCUCUCCCACCCACAGGCACACUCGUGUACAUGCACUCUAUGAAGCCCAAAGGCCAGGUUUGUUGUUAUUAUUAGUGUGUUGUUAUUAAUGAUCACCAGUUGUUAUGGUUAUCACCAUGAGAAAUCCACCCAAAUCCCUGAGAAGAAAUGAUUUCACAAUGUCUUACAGCUGGCCAAUCAAAACAGAUAAGGGAGUGGCGGACUGUAGUACUAAAUGUCAUCGCAGUGUAAUGGCCAUAAUCACGCUGCAAUUUACAACCAUUUAUUUACAACACAAACAGUGAUGAAUAAUGAUGGCGUGUGUGUUUUUUUAAAAAGAAUUCAUAAUUCAUAUACAGCCAUGUAGUACAUGAUGAGCUACAUAUCCACUGCUGAUACCAUGGGGAGGACUAACAGGCUGUCACCAGACCAGACACCGGUCCUCUCCUUAACCCCUGGUUUCAGUAACAUUAACGAUAGUUUUGCCUAUUCUCUCUCUCUCCCCCUCUGAAAGAGUGUAGGGUUAGGUGAGUUCAGGGGGUAGUGGUUCGGAAGGCCUCCGACUGCUGCAGAAUCUGUCAGCUUUUUCCUAUUCAGCCCCCCGACUAUUAGUGUUCCUGUUUCAUACCAUCCACCUAGAGGAGAGUGUAUCUACUCUGACCUAACCUGACUAGACGAGAGGAACAGCUGAGCAGAGAAGAUGGAAGCUUAUGGGUCAUAGCCCAGUAAAACCAAAGUUAGAAGCUUUAACAUACAGUGGGGUCCGAAAUUGUAGUAUUUGGUUUAGUAUUUGGUCCCAUAUUCCUAGCACACAAUGACUACAUCAAGCUUGUGACUCUACAAAUGGAUUGGCAGUUCGUUUUGGUUGUGUUUUAUUUUGUUUUGUGACCAAUAGAAAGUAAUGGUAAAUAAUGUGUUGUGUCAUUUUGGUAGAGCUGUCCCCAUUUAGUCGAUUGUUUGGUCGAUAGGCUGUUGGUCGACCGAGUUUAUUUUUAUUUUUCUGGUGCACAAGACAGCUUUCUGAUUUAGCGCCUGUCUCAGUGGAUUCAUUUAAUAGAUUUGGCUGUUUUUAAUCUUUGCUAUGAUGUAAUAAAGGCAAAUUGUUAGAACAGACUAGUAUUACUUAUAAUUGAUUUUGUGCUGUUUACACUGUUCCAUACAGACAGAAAAAUAAUAUUGUAAUCUAACAGCACUUGUUUGUCACACAUAAUAUGCAGCUCUCGCUCCUAUACCCUUAUUUUUCUUGGUCUCCUUCUUAUUGUUAUUAUUACAAUUAUUAUUAUUAUUAUGAUCAUCAUUAUAAUAAUAAGUAAUGUCGUUAUCAUUAGUAGGCUUGUAUAGUAAUGAUAAACCACCUCUUAGGACUAAUAGCGUGUCUGUUUAUCUUAAUAUUAGGCCUAUAGUUGCUAUUAUAAUAUAUAUAUAUGAUAUAUAUAUAUAUUAUAAUAUAUAUAUAUAACCAUCUGUAGACUAUACGUUUCAUUUAUUAUCUUAAUAUACAUUAGCCUAUAUUUCAUAUAUAUAUAUAUAUAUAUAUAUAUAUAAUAUAUAUAUAUAGGCUACUGUAUCAUCAAUCAAUGUGCCCCCAAGUGCGCCGGCGGUCUGAGGCACUGCAUCACUACAGAACGGGUUCGUUCCAGGCAGUGUCACAACCGGCGUGGUGGGAUCCCUAGGCGGCCGCACAAUUGCCCAACGUCGUCCGGUUUAGGGGGCGUCGGUCCGGGUUAGGGGAGCGGGUUUUGCCGGGGUGGGCCUUACUUGGCUCAUCGCGCUCUAGCGACUCCUUGUGGUGGGCCGGGUGCCUGCAGGCUGACGUCGGACAUCAGUUGAAUGAUGUUUCCUCCGACAGAUGGGUGCGGCUGGGUUAAGCGGGCAGGUGUUAAGAAGCGCGGUUUGUCGGGUCAUGUUUCGGAGGACGCAUGACUCAACCUUCACCUCUCCUGAGCCCGUUGGGGAGUUGCAGCGAUGAGACAAGAUCGUAAUUGGAUAGCAAUUGGAUAUCACAAAAUUGGGGAGAAAAUGGGGGUAAAAUAAAUUUUGUAAAACAAAUAUAUACAGUGGGGAAAAAAAGUAUUUAGUCAGCCACCAAUUGUGCAAGUUCUCCCACUUAAAAAGAUGAGAGAGGCCUGUCAUUUUCAUCAUAGGUACACGUCAACUAUGACAGACAAAUUGAGAGAGAAAAAAUCCAGAAAAUCACAUUGUAGGAUUUUUUAUGAAUUUAUUUGCAAAUUAUGGUGGAAAAUAAGUAUUUGGUCACCUACAAACAAGCAAGAUUUCUGGCUCUCACAGACCUGUAAAUUCUUCUUUAAGAGGCUCCUCUGUCCUCCACUCGUUACCUGUAUUAAUGGCACCUGUUUGAACUGGUUAUCAGUAUAAAAGACACCUGUCCACAACCUCAAACAGUCACACUCCAAACUCUACUAUGGCCAAGGCCAAAGAGCUGUCAAAGGACACCAGAAACAAAAUUGUAGACCUGCACCAGGCUGGGAAGACUGAAUCUGCAAUAGGUAAGCAGCUUGGUUUGAAGAAAUCAACUGUGGGAGCAAUUAUUAGGAAAUGGAAGACAUACAAGACCACUGAUAAUCUCCCUCGAUCUGGGGCUCCACGCAAGAUCUCACCCCGUGGGGUCAAAAUGAUCACAAGAACGGUGAGCAGAAAUCCCAGAACCACACGGGGGGACCUAGUGAAUGACCUACAGAGAGCUGGGACCAAAGUAACAAAGCCUACCAUCAGUAACACACUACGCCGCCAGGGACUCAAAUCCUGCAGUGCGAGACGUGUACCCCUGCUUAAGCCAGUACAUGUCCAGGCCCGUCUGAAAUUUGCUAGAGUGCAUUUGGAUGAUCUAGAAGAGGAUUGGGAGAAUGUCAUAUGGUCAGAUGAAACCAAAAUAGAACAUUUUGGUAAAAACUCAACUCAUCGUGUUUGGAGGACAAAUAAUGCUGAGUUGCAUCCAAAGAACACCAUACCUACUGUGAAGCAUGGGGGUGGAAACAUCAUGCUUUGGGGCUGUUUUUCUGCAAAGGGACCAGGACGACUGAUCAGUGUAAAGGAAAGAAUGAAUGGGGCCAUAUAUCGUGAGAUUUUGAGUGAAAACCUCCUUCCAUCAGCAAGGGCAUUGAAGAUGAAACGUGGCUGGGUCUUUCAGCAUGACAAUGAUCCCAAACACACCGCCCGGGCAAUGAAGGAGUGGCUUCGUAAGAAGCAUUUCAAGGUCCUGGAGUGGCCUAGCCAGUCUCCAGAUCUCAACCCCAUAGAAAAUCUUUGGAGGGAGUUGAAAGUCCGUGUUGCCCAGCGACAGCCCCAAAACAUCACUGCUCUAGAGGAGAUCUGCAUGGAGGAAUGGGCCAAAAUACCAGCAACAGUGUGUGAAAACCUUGUGAAGACUUACAGAAAACGUUUGACCUGUGUCAUUGCCACAAAGGGUAUAUAACAAAGUAUUGAGAAACUUUUUUUAUUGACCAAAUACUUAUUUUCCACCAUAACUUGCAAAUAAAUUCAUUAAAAAUUCUACAAUGUGAUUUUCUGGAUUUCUUUUUCUAAUUUUGUCUGUCAUAGUUGACGUGUACCUAUAAUGAAAAUGACAGGCCUCUCUCAUCUUUUUAAGUGGGACAACUUGCACAAUUGGUGGCUGACUAAAUACUUUUUUUCCCCACUGUAUAUAUAUAUAUCAUUAGUUAGGAUUAUCUGUAAUCAUGGUAGCAUCCACAUUAAUUUAAGUGUUUAGAAACAUAUUCUAUUCCUAUUUAUAAUAAGUGACUCCAAAAUGUAGGAGUCACUUAUAUAUAUAUAUAUAUAACAUUCAUUCGUUCAUGCCAUCACACAGCAUACGAGGCAUUCAUGCUUUGAAAUGCAAUCAAGCAUUUUAGUUUAAAAAUUAAAUAACAAAGGGAGCUUUGAAUAAUUUGCCUAAAUAUUAAAAUGAACCGCAAUUCAUGAAUGCAUGCAACUGUUUUUAGUCUGCUGUAAUAAAGGCUUUAUAUUUGUUUUUCGUUAGAACAGACUCUCUGGUACACUUAUUUAUUCAUUGUUCACACUGUUCCAAAUGGUCAGAAAAAAUUAAAUUGUAAUCUAACAGAAACUGUUUGGCACACAUAAUACUCACGCAACGUUUGCUCCUAUACCUUCCUUUUUCUUGAUCUCCAGUAGUUUACAGAACUAAGUCAAAUGUCUUCCUCAGAUCUGACUUCCCCUUUCCCUCCUGAGCAACCAGUAAACAUUUGCCCGUUUCGAGUUUCUUUUUCGCGUCCUCCACAUCCAUUUUGCUGUCAACAUUACUGUGUUCGGAGUUUGUUAUAACCAAUUUAUUGUUUUGAAUAUGAUAGGCUGUAGGUCAGGCCCUAUUGGUCACAUGCAUGCGACGCUUACAUAUUUCACGUAAAGAGAGCAAGGGUUGAGGGAAUAGGGAAUGUUUUUCGUAAACAAAUUAGGGAUAAAAACAUUACGACCAGUCGAUUGGUCAAAAGAACAGGACGACUCUCGGUCGACCAAGUAAUUUUUUUUUCGGGGACAGCCCUACAUUUUGGAGUCACUUAUUAUAAAUAGGAAUAUAAUGUUUCUAAACACUUUUAAAUUAAUGUGGAUGUUACCAUGAUUCCAGAUAAUCCUGACUAAUGAUGAGUGAGAAAGUUACAGGUCAAAGAUCACACCCAAAAGACAUGCUAACCUCCCCUGUUAUUGGUAAUGGUGAGAGAUUAGCAUGUCUUUGGGGUAUGAUCUUUGACCCUCUAACUUUCUCACUCAUCAUAAUUCCCGAUUCAUUCAGGAUAAUCCUUAAUCAUGGUAGCGUCCAAAUUUAAUGUAGAACUGUUUAGGAACCUAUUCUACUCCUAUUUAUACUGAACAAAAAUAUAGACGCAACAGCUACCUUAAAAUAAAUGGGCCUCACAAUGGACCUCAGGAGCUCGUCACGGUAUUUCUGUGCAUUGAAAUUGCCAAUCGAUAAAAUGCAAUUGUGUUUGUUGUUCGUAGCUUAUGCCUGACCACACCCCACCGCCACCAUGGGGCACUCUGUUCACAAUGUUGACAUCAGCAAACCGCUCGCCGACACGACGCCAUACACGUGGUCUGCAGUUGUGAGGCCGGUUGGAUGUGCUGACAAAUUCUCUAAAACGACAUUGGAGGUGGCAUAUGGUAGAGAAAUGAGCAUUCAAUUCUCUGGCAACAGCUCUGGUGGACAUUCCUGCAGUCAGCAUGCCAAUUGCACGCUCCCUCAACCUGAGACAUCUGUGGCAUUGUGUUGUGUGACAAAACUGCACAUUUUAGAGUAGCCUUUUAUUGUCCCCAACACAAGUUGCACCUAUGAAAUGAUCAUGCUGUUUAAUCAGCUUCUUGAUAUGCCAUACCUGUCAGGUUGAUGGAUUUUCUUGGCAAAUUAGAAAUGCUGACUAACAGGGAGAAAUAAGCUUUUUGUGCAUAUGGAACAUUUCUGUGAUCAUAUAUUUCAGCUCAUGAAACAUGGGACCAACACUUUACAUGUUGCGUUUAUAUUUUAGUUCAGUAUACAAUAAAAGUGUUUCCAAAAGGACACAAUACAUUAUUUACCAUUAAUUUCUAUUGGGCACAAAAUAAUCUGAAACACAACCAAAACAAACUGCAAAUUCAUCCAACAAGUUUGUAGAGUCACAAGAUUGAUGUAGUCAUUGCGUGCUAGGAAUAUGGGACCAAAUACUAAACUUUUGACUACUUUAUUUAUAAGAAUCUUUAGGAGUGUCAAGUAUUUUGACUCCUACAUUUUUAUGAGGAAAAAAAAUAUUACUUGUUAAACAAAAUCUCUUUCGCUGAGCACUUGUAUUACUAUAAAAUAGAAUUUCCCCCAAAAAAAUGUGAAUACAAUAUAGCUCAGUAUUUGAGUUAUUUAUUUUAUACAGUUAUUAUUGCUCAUCUUUCUCAAGGAACCCACUGUAGGUCUCCCUGGGGUGGGGGUCAAAUAACUUAUCCCAUUGAGACUUUCUGGUUUGAAUAAUGAUUGAAUAACAAUGAAAAAUACCUUGCAUGUGGACAAAAGGGAAACAGAAGGCUUUAGACCUGAUGGGAAAGAAACACACACACAGGAACACAAUUAGAGAACAUGCUUGACUUUGAUAGAAUAGUGAUAUAGUGAUAACAUUUUAUUUGGAUGGCUGAGUGGGUAGCUUGGGUAGGUCAAUCCCUCCCCUGUGGCGGCAGGGCUGCUGCUACAUAUGGGGGGCUUUAGAAAUGGGGGAGUGCUGGUUGUUUGGAGGGGAGAGGGGGUGGUUGUGAAUGUGCCCCUGCAGCAGUAAAAGGGGGGUUUAUGCCCCCUCAGUCGGCCUCUCCUGCAGGUGUGGAACCUACUACUCCUCUGGGCUGGAAAUCCCCUGUGUGUGUGUGUGUUACUGCCUCACUGCCCUAGCACCACAACACAUCUGCAACCAGUUAUCUGCAACCCCCCCCCCCCACACACACACACACACACACACACUGCAUCACAUCUCCUAACUAGUUUUUUUCUGUCUCUGUCAUUCUCUUGUUCUAUCUUCUCUGUCUCUGAAUGAUGGCUGCUGCAAAGCUGAUAUGAAACUGUUUUCCUCACACAAAUCAUAUAGCAGUUUUUCUGUUUCUGACGAGGCAGAUGUUUCAACCCCCCUCAUAGGGACCUGAAGGGUGUGGUGGUGACCCUGAGCAGUGAGGGCCACCUGCAGUGCUCCUACAUGGGCACAGACCCCUCCUUCUUCUCCACGCCCAAGGUGGACGCCCGCGAACAGGACUACUCCCAAAUCGACACUGAGAUGAAGAGUCUGCAGAGAGUCAUCAGACAGGCCACCAGGACCCAGGCUGGUAGGACGCACACACACAUGCACACACACGCAUGCAUGCAUGCAUGCACCGUGAACAGUCUUUGUGUGUAUUUGUGUAUUGCAGGUUAUUUCCUGACUCUCUCUCUUCUCUGUCGUAGAUAUCCUUCCUGUAGUAGAGACAGAUGA